AUGUCUAAAGAAGGUUUCUGUGUUACUUUAGAGUUGUUGAGUCAGCCUGUCAGUUGGUGUAAAGUGGAAUUAAUGGCACUAAAACCUGACUUGAUUAAUGUGGUGAAGGAUCUUCCUCCACCACCUCUUGUGAUCAUAUCCCUUGCCAUGAAAACAAUUCAGAACACAAAGACUCAUCAUAAUGAGAUUAUGGCUAUUACAGCUUUAGUGCAUCACAAAUUUUAUCUGGACAAAGCACCACCUGAGCCUCCCUUUCAGACCUACUUCUGUGUUGUUUCCAAACCAAAUGAUUGCAUUUUCCCAUAUGAUUUCAAGGAAAUCCUUAAACAAAAGAAUGGCAAAAUAGAAAUUGCCACAACAGAAAGAACACUACUGGGUUUUCUUCUGGCAAAGAUUCAUAAAAUUGAUCCAGAUGUUAUUGUGGGCCAUAAUAUUUAUGGUUUUGAUCUGGAGCUUCUGCUCCAGAGAAUUAACUUUUGCAAAGUUCCUCAUUGGUCCAAGAUAGGUCGACUAAGGAGAUCAAACAUGCCAAAACUUGGGGGUCGUAGUGGAUUUGCUGAGAAGAAUGCAACUUGUGGCCGAAUGUUACCAUUUGUCUGA
This is a messenger RNA of Protobothrops mucrosquamatus (brown spotted pit viper), 600 nucleotides long. RefSeq names its product DNA polymerase alpha catalytic subunit. Bases 1 to 600 code for a protein of 199 amino acids. Lineage: Eukaryota; Metazoa; Chordata; Lepidosauria; Squamata; Viperidae. The transcript is spliced from 7 exons. Gene Ontology annotation, biological process: mitotic DNA replication initiation; lagging strand elongation; leading strand elongation. Gene Ontology annotation, molecular function: pyrimidine nucleotide binding; DNA-directed DNA polymerase activity; DNA replication origin binding. Gene Ontology annotation, cellular component: alpha DNA polymerase:primase complex. The record is from RefSeq and is a predicted model, not a curated record.